CAACUAUUCAUGCCACCGACUUCAUCCCUACGUGCGCUCCAGGUCAGAGCACCUCAGCGCAUCCUGGGCAGGCGCUAUGCCUCGCAUGGACCCCCAUCAUACAAUGAGCCCACUGGCUUUCUCUUCGGCGAGAAGCCACCGCCGCCGGGCCAGAAACGAGUGAAGGAGGAGUGGGAGAACAUCUGGUACUAUGGCAUGUUUGGAACCAUGGCGCUAGCAACUGUGAUGCUUUACUACAAGCCGGACACCAGUAUUCAAACUUGGGCGCUGAAGGAGGCAAAGGAACGCAUGGAAGCGAGAGGCGAGAAGUACAAGUACGAGCAAUCCUCAUAAACGCCUUAUAGAGUGCAUAUUCUCUGUCACCAUGUUUUGUCCACAUAUUCGCAUCCCCAGCAACUAUUGCACAUACAGUAAUCUCGCUUCGUGCGUGUCCGGGUACCCCGUCUAGCUUGCCUAACUAUAUCUUGAUCAAGC
This is a messenger RNA of Coniophora puteana RWD-64-598 SS2, 474 nucleotides long. RefSeq lists its product as uncharacterized. The transcript is spliced from 3 exons. NCBI's taxonomy places the organism in Eukaryota, Fungi, Basidiomycota, Agaricomycetes, Boletales, Coniophoraceae. The record is from RefSeq and is a predicted model, not a curated record. The coding region runs from base 10 to 333 and encodes 107 amino acids.